AAAGGCGGGAGCUUCGUCGCCGUCCCUGCUGCAGCGUCGGUCACCGAGAGGUUCCUACCGCGUCCGGGCGGGCCGGGAGCGCGCCCGUCGUCUGUCCAUCUGCCCGCCCGGAACGUGAGGCCGGCGGGGUCUCGGGCGCGUCGCCAUGGAGGUGGUGGAGGCCGCGGCCGCUCAGUUGGAAACUCUGAAUUUCAGUGGCUCCGGCUUGGGAGUCGGUGCGGGCCCGGCGGAUUCGGGCCUGGCGGAUUCGGGCCUGGCGGAUCCGUGUCCGGACUCCGCCCCCGAGCCUGGGUCCCGGCCACCGCCGCCGCAGCGGGAGAACGGCCUGGACGAGCCCGUCCUGGAGGCGCCGCCCUCCGGGGUGCCGCCGCCGCCUCCGCCGGGCGCCGCGGCCGUCGGGAGCCCCGCGCCGCCCCCGGAGCCUCCACGCGUCCUCCCCGGCCCGGACCCCGCACGGCCGGCGCUCGCCCCGCAGCUCCCGGACUCCUCAGACUCGGAUUCCGACUCGGACUCAGACAGUGAAACAGAUUCAGAUAGUUCUAGUUCCUCCUCUUCCUCAUCAUCUUCCUCGUCUUCCUCUUCCUCCUGUGUAUCACUUCCUCCUGUGCAGUCAGAUGGAGAAGAGGAUUUACAAGUUGAGAAGGAAAAUAAGAAUUUUCCUCUUAAAACAAAAGAUGAGUUGCUUCUUAAUGAACUGCCUUCCGUUGAAGAGCUUACCAUAAUUCUGCCUGAAGAUAUUGAAUUAAAGCCUCUUGGGAUGGUUUCAAGUGUUAUUGAACAAUUAGUAAUAAUUGAGUCUAUGAGUAAUCUGCCUCCAGUUAAUGAGGAAACUGUUAUUUUCAAAAGUGACCGACAGGCAGCGGGAAAGAUAUUUGAGAUAUUUGGACCUGUUGCACAUCCAUUUUAUGUGUUACGGUUUAAUUCUUCAGAUCACAUUGAGAGUAAAGGCAUUAAAAUAAAAGACACGAUGUACUUUGCUCCAUCAAUGAAAGACUUCACCCAGUAUAUCUUCACAGAAAAACUGAAACAGGAUAGGGGAUCCGAUGCAUCCUGGAAGAAUGAUCAAGAGCCACCCCCAGAGGCCUUAGAUUUCAGUGAUGAUGAAAAAGAAAAAGAAGCUAGGCAGCGGAAGAAAUCUCAGACUCAAGGUCGGAAAAAACUUAAGUCUGAACUUCCCGAGCCAGGUGAAGAUUUCUCUGAGGUACAUCAGAAUUGGAAUGCCUAUGGCUCUUCCGAGCAUUCAAAGGGAUAUCGCAACAGAGAAUUCACCAGAGGCUUUCCCAGGGGCCGGUAUCCUCGACCGGGUCACGGCAGACCUCCACCUCAGCAGUUCUAUGCCUCAGACCACAUGGUAUCUCCAGAGACUUCGGGAUUUCCACCGCAGAGACAGGAUAAUCCUUUCAUGCCCCACUAUCCCUUCCCGCCGCCAGUGUUCGACAUGCAUAACUUCCCACUCCCCCCACCUCCACCUCCGUCUGCAAAUAUGGGCUGGGCCGCACCCAACAUGACACCUCAUCCCUAUAAUGUGCCAUACUCUCUGCCCCCGCCUCCAGCACCCCCUCCCCUGCCUCCACCGCCCUCUGCCGGGGAUAGUAAUUCUCAUUUUGGACCUUACUAUUAGAUGCAUGCAUGCAUUGCCAGAGAAAUGUGGACUUUACAGAUUGUAUGUUAAGGAUUUUUUUUUUUAAGGAAAAGAGAUUAUAAAGCUAGAUUUUUGAAAACUAUAAAAUAUUAAUUGAGCUGUAAGUUGAUAUAUAUUUGUAACUUUUGUCACAUAUAUUCAUAUGAAAAUUGCAUCUCAUUCUUAGGGGAGAAUUUCAAUCAUGUAAUAAUUAAAGCUUUGAAUCAUGCCUUCCGCUACCCUUAAUCCCGUGGAAAUAAAGUAGUGGGUAUGGAGUAAGAGUGGUCAUAGAUUAACAUAUGUUA
Molecule: messenger RNA, 1926 nt
Organism: Perognathus longimembris pacificus (Pacific pocket mouse)
Lineage: Eukaryota; Metazoa; Chordata; Mammalia; Rodentia; Heteromyidae
Gene: Naf1
Product: nuclear assembly factor 1 ribonucleoprotein
Exons: 8
Coding region: 146-1621 (491 amino acids)
Biological process (GO): ribosome biogenesis; box H/ACA snoRNP assembly; pseudouridine synthesis
Cellular component (GO): sno(s)RNA-containing ribonucleoprotein complex
Molecular function (GO): RNA binding
Source: RefSeq, a predicted model, not a curated record